Messenger RNA from Sphaerulina musiva SO2202, 1887 nucleotides. RefSeq names its product heme peroxidase. Gene Ontology annotation, biological process: response to oxidative stress. The record is from RefSeq and is a predicted model, not a curated record. Bases 1 to 1887 code for a protein of 628 amino acids. Gene Ontology annotation, molecular function: oxidoreductase activity, acting on single donors with incorporation of molecular oxygen, incorporation of two atoms of oxygen; peroxidase activity; heme binding. The transcript is spliced from 6 exons. NCBI's taxonomy places the organism in Eukaryota, Fungi, Ascomycota, Dothideomycetes, Mycosphaerellales, Mycosphaerellaceae.
AUGGAGUCUCCAAAUUUCAAACCAUCCUUGUUCGACACCAUCUUCAUUGCCAUAUUCCACGUCGUCAAUCUUUACAUCCCCUGGCAUCGUCUCCCUGGCCUUAUCGGGGCGUUCAAUCUUAGUUUCCUCCGAGUCGAGUUGAGACAAUACAAUCUCCAUGAUGGGUACGCAUCCGCAGAUCAUCAAGGAAAGCUCGGAGACAUCACCGGAUUGAACAAGCGAUAUAUCGGUACUCGAAAUUCAGAUGGUACAGAUAACUCCCUCGAGCUGCGGAAGAUGGGAUGUGCUGGCAUGAGAUUUGGGCGUAGCUUCAAUCGCAAGUAUUGUCAGAAGCCGACAGAAGAUGAGUUGUGGAACCCAAGUCCCAGGGAAGUCAGCCUGGCCUUCAUGGCGAGAGAGCCGCAAGAUUUCAAACCAGCGACUACACUGAACCUUCUCGCGGCUGCGUGGAUCCAGUUCCAAGUCCAUGACUGGUUCAAUCAUGAAGACGUAAGUAACGAUAUAGCAUACGAUAUCCCGCUUCGAAAAAGUGAUCCGUGGCCGGCAGACCAUAUGAAGCUGUUCCAGACUAAGCCAGACACCGUCUUGGACCCCUCCGACGAGCUCUGUCCUGGCUACCGCAACGCCAACACUGCUUGGUGGGACGGCUCACAGAUUUAUGGCUCAAGCGAGAGCGUCACACUGUCUUUGCGAAACAAUCGUCCGAAUGGCAAGCUCGUCCUAGAAAGGGUUGGCACAGAGGAUCGAUUCCUUCCACGCGAUAGCGAUGGCACGCCCAAGGUGGGCUUCAGUGACAAUUGGUGGCUCGGAGUGGAGUUGCUACACACGCUCUUUGCCCUCGAGCACAACGCAAUCUGUGACAAAAUCCAACAGGCGCAUCCCGAGUGGACAGGUGGCCAGGUCUUUGACAAGGCACGGAUCGUCAAUUGUGCGCUCAUGGCCAAAAUUCAUACGGUCGAGUGGACUCCCGCCAUUCUAGCUCAUCCUGCGCUUCAGAUCGGGAUGCACGCCAAUUGGUGGGGUAUUGUUGGCGAGCAGCUUACCAAAGCAGUGGGCCGUGUCUCAAAAACCAGUGAAGACAUUAGCGGCAUUCCAGGCUCGGGUGUAGACCACCACGGCAUCCCCUAUUCCCUGACAGAAGAGUUCGUCUCGGUGUAUCGCAUGCAUUCUCUGAUCCCAGACAACAUCGCGCUCUUCGGCGCAGUCAGUGGCAAGCACAUUAGCACGAUUCCUACAGAAGAUGUCAUCUUUCACAAAUCUCUCGAUGCCAUCAAAGCCGGCGCUAGCUUUGCCGAUGCGUUCUACUCUUUCGGCAUCAACUACCCUGGCGCCAUUACCAACAACAAUUAUCCCAAGGUACUGCAACGUCUUCCCACACCCGAUGGCCAGCUCCGAGAUAUGGGCACAGUAGAUAUUCUACGCGAUCGGGAGCGUGGCGUCCCACGAUACACCGCUUUCCGGCGUUUGCUUCGUAUGUCUGUUCCCAAGACGUUCGAGGAGCUGACUGGCGGCAACAAAGAGCUUGCCGUCAAGCUGAGUAAGGUCUACGGGGGAGACAUUGACAAAGUCGAUACCUUGGUCGGCUCUCAUAGCGAGCCUCUUGUGGAAGGCUUCGGUUUCAGCGACACAGCGUUCCGCAUAUUCAUCGUCAUGGCGAGUAGGCGCCUCAAGAGCGAUCGUUUCAUUGCCGGUGCUUGGAACGCUGAAAUGUACACACGGGAAGGUUUCGACUGGGUGCAGAACACUACCAUGAGCGAUGUACUGGAGCGUCAUUUCCCAGAGUUGAAAGCGCUCUUGCCCAAGAAGACCAACGUCUUCGCCCCAUGGGACAAGUUGCCAGAGUCCAAGGCAUACCCGGGGAUGGAGACGAACGCGCCUCCAUCGUAG